AUGCUUGUACCGUAUGUCCUGUUUCAGUGUGAGGGGGUCAGGCUGAUGCUGGAUGGUCUGGGGGCUCAGCGGGGGGCUGUGCAGCCUCAGCUGGAGGGCCUGGAGCAGGACGUGGGCCGCCUGAGGGAGUGGGCCGCUGGCCUGACGGAGAAACGAGCGCAGCUUCAGGGCAGCCUGAGCGGACUGAGGGACGCCAUGGAGCAAAUCCAAGAACGCACCUCGGCUAUCACAAAGGACUUUUCCAACAAGGUGUCGGCGGUGAGGACGGAUGUGCGGCGGAUGGACGGCCUUCACUCGGAGCUGGAGUCUCUGCUAACGCAGGUGGGGGAGCUGGAGGACAAGGCCGCUCAGGCGGAGCGCAGCAUGGUGGGACGCAUCAGCGAUGUGCUGGCCAGCAGCAUCGACCGGGUCUCCAAUCUCCGGUCUGCGUCUGAACGCAACGCCCAGGCCAUCGAGCAGCUCCGCCGGCGCAUCCCUGAGCUCACCCUCGCCGACCAGCAGCUGUCAGAGCGCCUCCGGGAGCUGGAGAGCGGCCGGGCGCGCCUCAUAAGGACGGUGACGUUCGCCAGGGACCUCAAACCAAAGGUGGCCUCCAUUAAGAGGGACUUUGGCGCGUUUGAGCCCCAGCUGUCAGACUUGACCCUUCGGAUUGGACGACUGGCGGAGGACCUCUCCAGAAGAGAACAGGAAAUCACUGAGCUCAGACAGACUUUGUCAAACCUCACUGCAGUAGAAGGAGAUUUAAGUGUUACGGCCAAACAGGUCAGUGAAAUCGCUGACAUAUCUGAAAUGGGGCAGCCGUGAACAGGAGGAGCUAUCGGACAGGAUUAUUCUAUUUGCUUUGGGCUCUUUGCUCCUGAUCACUUGUCGCACUGCUGUUAAAUGUUUCUGCAAUAAACCCU
Messenger RNA from Menidia menidia (Atlantic silverside), 902 nucleotides. The record is from the annotation of a GenBank genome assembly. Lineage: Eukaryota; Metazoa; Chordata; Actinopteri; Atheriniformes; Atherinopsidae.